AUGGCGACUCUCGAUUUCGAUGAAUAUGAGCUACGUCAGUACAGUGCAUCGAGCUGGAUGUCCACUAACACAGCAGGAGUGGACUACAGUAAGGCCUCCAGUACCAACUUCAUGAGACUGUUCAGAUACAUCAGUGGAACCAACACCGACAAGAAGAAGAUAGCAAUGGCGGCCCCAGUGCUGACUAUGAUCACGCCCGGUCAGGGCCCCGUCUGUGAGAACAACUUUACCAUGUCAUUCUUCAUGUCCCCUGAAGUCAAGACUCCCCCCACCCCCACAGAGAAAGGGGUCUUCCCCCAGGAUAUGCCAAACAUGAACGUUUAUGUUAGGUCAUUUGGUGGAUAUGUUAGAGACAUUAAGGAAUGGAUUAAAGAGGCCAUUAAGCUCGGUCAGGCGAUCGGGGACACCAGUAAAUACCACACUGAGUUCUCCUACACUGCCGGUUAUGACAGUCCAUUCCGAUUCCUCAACAGACACAAUGAAAUCUGGUUCAUCGCCAAACAGCAAUAG
This is a messenger RNA of Magallana angulata, 510 nucleotides long. Its product is annotated as heme-binding protein 2-like. The record is from RefSeq and is a predicted model, not a curated record. NCBI's taxonomy places the organism in Eukaryota, Metazoa, Mollusca, Bivalvia, Ostreida, Ostreidae. Bases 1 to 510 code for a protein of 169 amino acids. The transcript has 4 exons.